Messenger RNA from Exophiala bonariae, 681 nucleotides. RefSeq lists its product as uncharacterized. Lineage: Eukaryota; Fungi; Ascomycota; Eurotiomycetes; Chaetothyriales; Herpotrichiellaceae. The record is from RefSeq and is a predicted model, not a curated record. The transcript has a single exon. Bases 1 to 681 code for a protein of 226 amino acids.
AUGUCUUCAGCCUCUCCCAAGAGGAAACGAGGUCCAGAUCUCCCAUUAGACACCCAGAGGCUUCCACGACCCUUUCAUUUGGAUGAUGGCAUCGACGAUGUGGAAAGUCCCCGAACCAAAGUCUCGAGGACGUUCGGCACACUGGAUCUAGAAGAUGAGAUCGGGUCAAACCCAGAAGCUGCUGCUCAACGUGAAAUGAACCUUCCUACACAUCCACUGGGCCGCCAUGACGAGCCAUCCAAGAACCAUAGUCCGGCUCAAUCAUCACCUCAACCUCAUAUCAAGAACAGUGUGACUCUCCCAAAACCACCUCAGAAGGACAACUUCUCCUCCACCGAUAUGUCCAAGGUCUCACCCCGCUCAAAAUCACCCCCUCUAGAAGGUGAGAUUUCAGAACAUUUCUGGCAUGAUUCUGAGAUCACAGGCCACGAUCCAACAGAUCCCACCGACGAUGGCUAUGGAAUUAAUGGUAUCGGAUUUCGACCAACCCCUGCCCUUGCCUGGUCACGGUCACAGCACAGAAAGCGACAGCUGGACGAUCUGAAAAGCAGAGAGGCUCGGGAAGCCAGGCAGCAGAGAAGUGAGAGGAGGAAGAGGGUCAUCAGUGAAAGUGAGGAGGAUUCGAUGGCCAUGGACAAUUCACCCCGGAAAAGUGUCCGGGUCCGCUUCGAAAAUGGAUGA